AUGAAUGGUAGUGCGCUCUUACUGCUUUGCUUUUUAGCUCGUAUUAGUGUGAUCUAUUCAACAGAUCCUUCAUGUUCCGGUAAAGUAAAUACAAAUCCGAUCGUACGCGAAGAUCCUCGCCUUGUUAGCACGGUUCCGAAUGGAAAACGAUUUGUCGUUGGAUCAGACUAUGAUCAAAUCAAUAUUGUGCAUGUCUAUGGUGGAACACCUUACGAUAUGGGUUUUGCUUUGGGCAAAUUAAUGAGCAAAGAAAUAACUGAAUUAGUGCCGGCAUAUUUCGAAUAUUUAUACGAACAGGUGGAAGAAAUAUUAAAAAUAGUACCAGCGUUCAUUGCAAAAUGGAUUGCAGAUUUGGGUUUGGCUGGUGCACUCGAUCUUACAUAUGAAAUUACUCAUCCUUAUACACCUCCAUGGUUUGACGAUGAAAUUCGCGGUGUUGCUGAUGGUAGCGGAGUUGAUAUGGUCAAGAUUCGCCAAGUAAACAUGCUUCCAGAAAUGAUCAAAGCUGCGUGCACAGUUUUAGGAGCUUGGGGUGAUUCUGUCAUUGGAUCAACGUUACUACAUGUUCGAGCAUUGGACUGGGAUGACAAAGCUCCCAUUGCUAAAUAUGCAACAAUAACUGUAUAUCACCCUAAUGCCUCCUAUCAAGGUUAUACUGAUCAUUUUCAUGAUUAUUAUAAACAACAUAACCCUCAGUCACAUGCCUUCGCUAAUUUUGGGUAUCCAGGUCUUAUCGGUUCGCUUGGCGCAUAUAGUGAGGCAUCGAUUGCGUUGGGUGAAAAAGUGUGGAUUACAAAGGAGAGCGAUAUCACCUCACGUUUUGGAAAUCCAUGGACAUAUGUUCUUCGUGAUGUUGUCCAAUUUGCCAACUCUGUCGAUACAGCACUAACCAUGAUGGCUAAUGCUCAGCGUACCUGUUCAAUUCAUCUUGGUCUUGGUUCUUACGAAAGAAAUUCAUCACUAACGGCAGAUACAAACUUUGGAUUCCGAGGAAUUGAAUACAGUGCACGAGAAUUAAAUGUCUACAACUGGGAAGAUAUGUUUAAUACUAAAGCCCAUCCUAUUCUUCGAGAUGUUGUCUAUUGGGAUAAACACGUACAACCAUCCAAUAAUCCUUGUCUUGGAAGUUUACUAGUCGAACACUAUGGUCAUCUCAAUGCAGAAUCCAUUAUUUAUAACAUUACAAGUUUAUCAGAAACGGGUGAUGCGAUGAAUUUCGUUCUUGACUAUGCCGAAAAUGCUGUCUACAUUGCCUACAGCGCUCCAGACGAUCCAAAAGGGCCUUUGGAAGCCUUUAAUCGUGCACAUACACGCAUUGAUAUGGGCAAAUUAUUUGCUGAGCCUGCUCCACAUUAG
Rotaria socialis is the source of this 1356-nucleotide messenger RNA. Lineage: Eukaryota; Metazoa; Rotifera; Eurotatoria; Philodinida; Philodinidae. The record is from the annotation of a GenBank genome assembly.